UUGUUAUUUAUAUAUUUGUCAACUUUCGCAAUACUAAUAUUUUCAAUGAUAUUUUAACAAAAAGUGAUCUUCCAGUGAUAUAUUUUACUCAUUCAACUCAACCAGAAUAACAUACAGUAGUUUAAAGGUAAAAAUAUUAUUGGAUGAUUGGGUGAAUGGGACACCAUGUCUCUAAAGAUAAAAAAAGGUCAUCGAAUAACUUGACCACACCAAAAGGAAAAAAGUCAGCCAAAAAACCAGGUGGUUUGUUAUCCUCUUCAAAGGGGGCAGGUCAGCCCAAAGGUGCUACUGAAACAUCAAAAAGGAAAAUGCCUUUCCUAAGAUUUCAAAGUUCACAAGCGAAGAAACGCUACCAGGACCAAAUGUUUGAGGCUGAGAAUAACCCAGAACCAAAUAUUGAUGUUUCCAACUGUGAACUUGAUGAGAUACCAGAUGAUUUAUAUUCCACAUGUAACUACUUACAGAAAGAGGCCUUAUUAUUAAAUAACAACUGGUUAUCUGGAAUCGACAAACCAGAGAGAUUAAAUGAUUUUAGGACACUCAGGGUAUUGGAUUUACAUCACAAUGAAAUCAAAAAUUUGCCUGAGAAUAUUCAUCAGCUUGAAAAUUUACAGGUAUUGAAUUUAGAAAACAACAAAUUAUCAAAGCUACCAUCAUCUAUUGGUAAAUUACGGCAUCUACAAACACUCAAUAUUAAAUCCAAUAGAUUACAUAGCUUUCCCGAAGAGAUAUGCAAUUUGAAGAGUUUACGGACACUAGAUAUUUCUGGAAAUAAGAUUGUGAGAUUGUCUAAACAGUUCUACAAAGUCAGGACUUUAGAGACAUUAAUAUUAGAUCCAGAACAGAUGCACUACCCACCUAGUGAUGAGUGUUGUAAAGGUACAGAAGCAAUCAUGAUAUUUAUUUGCUCAGAUAACCAAAUAGAAUACAUACCUCCAUCAAAUUUUCUGUUGGACGUGUUAGAUAUUCCUACAUCCCCAAGCAAAGUCAGUCAAUCAUUAGCAAAACAUCUAAGAGACGAAGAAAGUUUACAGAAAUCUGUAGAUGAUUACAACACACAGAUGGAUAGAAAAAGACAAGAAUUCGCUGAUAUAGAAAGAAAAAUGCAGCAGGAAGAGAACGAACAGGCAGAGAUCGCAGUGAAGAUGAAUAUAAAUAGGAACAAAUAUCUGGAUGAAGUGGUUCAGGAUAGUGACAAGAUGGACAAAGAAUUAGAGGAAAUUUCUCAAAAAAAGGAUGAAGAAAGAAGAAAAUUAUUACUGGAAUUAGAAAAGAUUGAGAAUGGAGUGAAUCGACUGAUAGAAGAUAUGAUGAUGGAGAACAAGAGAGUAAAACAGGUUGAGCAAUGGAUUGAUCAGUUGGAAGAGGAGAGAAUGAAAGAUGAUGAUUGGUGUAGUGUUCAGUAUGAAGAGUAUCAGAAAUUACGGAAGCAAGAAAUUUUAGAUAAUAUGCAGAAUCUAUUAAAUGAUAUAAAUGCACAUGAAACGUUAAGACUGCAGAAUUUAGGACUAAAGGAUGAAACAAUGAAGCUAGCAUUACACAGCGAAGAAGUUGCUUCUUAUCAACAAGUAGAAGAUGUAUUAUUGAACAAAGAAAUAGGACACACAGUAGUUACAGAUUUAUAUAUACAACAGGGAAAAGCCCAGAGAGAUGCAUUUGAGGUAUUACAGUUACAAAAAGAUGCUAGAAUCCAGAGAAUAACUGAACAGAUAGCUAUGAUUGAAGAAGAGCUUUAUAAUCUUACUCUGGUUGAAUUAGAGAAAAGACAGAUGAAGGCUACCUUGGAAGCUAGCUUAUUAGAAGAGAAGAGACACUCAUUAAUCAAAAUGUUGGAACAAUUGAUGGAAGAACAAGAAAAUAGAAGAAUGGAAUUGAAGAAAAGAUUGAUUGAAAUGGAACAACAGAAAGAUGACGAUCAAACAGAUUAUUGGUUGGUGCAAUAUCAAAGACUGUUAGAUAGUAAACCACAGGCUGUUAUUGAUAGGGAAAGGCAGUUAGCUACAGAUGUUGUGACUAUAUUAGAGGAUUCCAGGGCAGGAGAAUAUAUCCCUAUUUUUACACGACAUAGAAUGACUCCAGAAACUAUUUUAGAUAUAACUGAUGAUGAGCUUAAACAGAUUGGAGUUCAUGAACUUGGUCCUAGAAAAGCUAUUUUGAAGAAUAUAAACAAAUACAGAGCUCAACAAAAAUUGGGUAAUGGCAAAGAAAGUGCAGCUAAUUUAAUUAAUAAAGAAAAGGAAGCCAUGUUGGCUGAAAAGGGAGAGCACCCUCAACCAACAGCUCCACCUACAGAUGAGACAGCUCAACCAUUUUUAAGGCGUUCAACAUCAAGACAAGCAUCUAUAUUAGCCAGGGGAGUUAACUCCGAAUGUGUUGUAUGCAUGGAUAACCAGUCUGAUGUCAUAUUUUUGAAGUGUGGACAUGUGUGUACUUGUCAGAAAUGCUCAGAACCACUUAAUCAAUGUCCUCUGUGCCGUGGAGAAAUUGUUAGCAGAAUUAAACUGUUGUCCAAUCCAAGAUAGAACUUUAAAAUGCAUGGUAGUGCUUUAAUGACAACUCAGUCCAUAUUGGACAGAUCUAUAUCUAGUAUUGAAAUGUUAUUUUUUUCUCAAUGUGAUUAUGGAAGUUGUCUUGAUUUUGCAAAGAAAAUGAAAGACGUGUUUAAAGUUUGUUUGUUACAUAUAUUUAAGUUUUUGGAUUUUGUCUUUUACUAUGUGGAUUAUGGCAAAAAUUGGAUAUGUUAAACCAUUUAUUUGUUAUUUAAGGUAUUAGUUUCGUCUUUUUCUCUGCAAAAUCAAGACAAAGUUAUAAAAUGUUGUGAAAUUUAUUUCAGUUUUCAGUCUGUCUUUAAAAAUACAUCAUUGACAGUGAAUUCAUUUAUUUUCAUGGGUUCAAAUUUUUUUGGAACCAGGAAAAUUUGUUACUUUGUGGAUGCGUGAUUUUGUCGUUUUCACAGAUUCUGCAUAGAUGCCAACAAGGAAUUUUGAAAUUCUUUACCCAUAAAAUCCACGAAAAGUUAGAAUCCCAGGAAUAACAAUGAAUUCAGUGUAAACAUUGUUGUGAAAUUUAUUUAAUGUUUUUAAGUCUGUAUUUAUAAAUAUAUUACAGUUAAUGAUCUUGUACUGAAUGUAACCCUGUGUUGUUAAUAUUUUUUUUACACUUAUUGCUAAAUGUAAAAUAAUUCCUUACAUGCAGUUAUUUUGUAUAUUAACAAAAAAUUGUAAACAAAAAAGGAAAUUAAAAAAUAUUACUUAUGUUCUUUCAAAUUUUCUUAAGUAGUAUGGGAAGUAUUAAUAAGAAUUAGGACUGUAAAUUUAGAACUUGUGCACUAGCCAAAAGUUGACCUUGUACUGUGUUGCUUGUUAUGUUUAGGCUGUUUUGGUUUUCAUGCUCUGAAAUGUUUUAUAUUUUUGGUCUAGUCACUGCCGGUGUUGUAAUAAAAUUGCUUAAGUAAUUUUAGCCGAUUGAGCCAUAUUUAUUUCAACAAUUAUAAAUUUGAUAUAAUUUUUUUUUUUAAAGUUCACCAUUACCAUUAACAAAUUUGGACAAUGGUGACCUGCUUUUAUGCUGUUUUAAUUUUAACAAUUGAAAAAAGAUAUAAUUAUCACAUUUUUCCACUACAUUCAUUAACUACCAAAGUUAUUACAAGUUUUACCUGAUGUGAAUCACUUAAUUCAAGAAUUUAAGUUUGUCUGCAAUUGCAAGAAAUAUAUCGUUUUCUUGAGAGAGAAAAUCAUUCAUCACUUAAGAAAACAUUUGAUGUCACAUACCAAAAGUGAUUGUUUUGCAUACAUAAUAAUGCCUAAUGUCAUAAAAUUAUGGCUAGCCGUUUUAAAUUCAUGGAACUUAAAAACUCAUAUAUUUAUUAUUUCUUGCAAACGAAGACAACAGCAUAUUAAAGGUCAGUAUAUAUAAGAUAUAUAAGGUGAAAUUUGCCAUCUGUCAGAUAAUCGCAGGAAUAUAUGUAUACAUUUUUGCGAGGAUUAAGUGUACAUUAUAUAAAUGUUAAACUCUAGAAAUGUCGAUGGUGAUAACAUGUAUGAGGGGGGGGGGGGGAGAGGGGGUCUCAUCCCGAUUUCCCGGUUUUAAAAUCAGAAAAUCCCGAAAUCCCGGACAUAUUUUGUUAAAAAUCCCGAUCCCGAUUAAUUUGUUCCCCAAUUUUAAAGUUUAAAGUUUCAAUGCUUACGAUUUAAAUGUCUCGGGUAUGAUUGAUGUUCAAAGUCUUUCAGCGUAACCAAUCUGAAUAUGUAUUAUCAAUAUUACCGUGACGUCAAGCUGCAUAUAAGCAUUUUUGUUCUCAUAAAUCUUCAGUAGCCAGUCAGAAAAUUUGCCAAAUUCCAGUUCAAGUCAAUACAAGAACCUAUAUGACAAGCACUGGAAUCGUUUUUUAACGGAGAGAAAUUUGAAUCUAUUGAGUCACCAUUCGAAAAACCACUGAACGAAGGAUCAACCAAUUUGCAGACAUAAACAGAACUACAAAUGUCACUUGAGAGAUUUAUAAAGUAGUCGAAACGCUGCUUUAUAUUAUAAAAUUAAAAAAAAUACCCGAUUUUAAGAUACUUGUUAGGAUAAAUGAUUAUGCUUAGGGCUGUAUGCAACUACACAACUGAUCACCAACAAGAAGCUGAUCGACCAACCUUGGGAAAAUCAAUAAUGAUGAAUAAUGGGUCAAUUUUCUAGUAGUGAUUGACAGGUAUGAAUUAAUGUUGAGGCUCUUGUGGGGACACAAUUUAGAAAAGUAGAAAGUUAAACUUAUUUUAUGUAGAAAACAUGUUUUAAAAAUAAAAAUUAUCAAGAUAGUCCGUGACUUUAACAAUUUUGUGAAAUUUCUUUUUUUUUGGUCCAUUAGAGAUUUCAAAAUGUACAGUGUUAGUGCUAUAAAUAAUAAGCCAGUCUUGAUGAUAUUCGUAAAGUAAUUGAGGACCUGAUGUGAGCUCAAAGCUUAUCUCUAAACUUACUGUUACAUGUACUCUGAUCUGGAUCUACUCUCUUUCUAGAUGCGAUUCUGAUUGAAGUAUAAUGAAAAUGGCACUUUUAUCUGUCCUAGGUACAGUUUUUUGUCAAUCCCGUUAUAUUUCAACAUAAAAAUCCCGAUUUCCCAUGGCUAAAAACGUGGCUUUCCCGCAUCCCGAUGUUUUUCUAUCCCGAAUUCCCCAUCUUUAAACAAGGCAAUCCCGAUUUCCCGUUGCUAAAAUCGGCCGAUCCUGGCGUCCUGAAAAUGGUCUCGCCCUCCCCUCAUGUAUUAAAAUUAUUAAGAGAAAACUGUUAUUACCUCUACAUUGUUGAUCUAUGUUAAUUUCUUUUUUUAUUGAUCAAUCCUGUAUUAGUUGGUGCAAUGAAUAUUUUGUUGUUGUAUUUAUUUUUUUCAUUUCUUGAAGAGAUAUAAUUUAGUUAUAUGGAUGUAUCUAAAUAUCUGCACUUUUAAUCAUAUUUAUACAAAUAAAAAAUGUUUAUAUGAUCUUUCACCGUCAUAUUUAUUGUUCCUUCAGCUCGCUGAAACCCAUAUGAUUUUACUCAGUAUAUUGUCUCACAUACAUGAACCCCAUAUCUUUGCAUUUUUAUAUUUUCAUAAUUUUUCUUUAACUGGUUGUGAUGAUCUAUGAAUUCAUAACAAUUUGAGGCAGAGUGGAAUCAGAGUGUGAGGUGAUGAGCAUGUUAUCCUUUAAUUAUUGGAGAAGCAGAAAAUAUCCCCAAAAAUUCCUUACCAAAAAUUGCAAAAUUUGACAUUUUUUCAUUGGAUUAACCUUGGUGACCACCUUCAAUGUUCAUAGCAAAACCAUUUUCCUGGAUCUGGCCCUGUUUUCAUGAAGUUCAAGGGCAAACCAUGAAUUUAAGGUGAUAUAUAACACAUAAGAGAAAUAAAGUCUACAGAAUGUUUAUAAAACAUAAUUCUUGAUAACAUUGACUAAAAUUUUCAAAGCAAACGACAUUUCUUAUUUUGGCUAUUUGAUAUAUAGUGUGGAAUUCUCUUGGCUUGAUUGUAAUAACGUUUUGAAAUUUCGUGAGCUAAAUUUUUAUGGACUCGAAUAAAAAUUUGAAAAAAAGAAAAAGAAAAUAGAAUAUUAUGUAAACAAAUUCAGCUUGUUUUGUACAUAUGUGUAAAUCACAUGUACCUCCUUUACAAAGAACAAACAUUUUGCUUACUUUGUAAGUAAAAAAAUAAGAAAAAAAGAAACUACUUUUCUUCUAGAUUGUGUGAAAAUUGGUACAGUGAUAAGGGGUAUAUGUCAAUGAGACAGCAAUCCAUCAACAAAAAUGUCCAAAAGAAAUCUACAAGCAAUCUUCACAAUUAGACAGGUGUGUACACAGUAUGUCAAACUCUAAAUCGCCCUGAAUCUAUAAAGUUGUGAAUAAAUUAAACGGAAGCAGUAAAAACAAUAAACAUUAAUAAAUGACAUAUGACAAUAACCCUUACAUUUACUGAAGCAACUACUGACUGUGUUGUACAUUCAAAACUAAAUGCAUUCUUAGUACUGCUUUGGAAACCAUAAGCUAUUUUCAAUUUUUCCAAAAAAAACUUGUAUUGUAUAUAUAAAUGAAUAUAUAUUAUUUAUUUUCUUACACUAAAAAAUAAUAAGUAAAUUUUUAUGUAAUUAUGAAAAUAUAUGUAUAAAAGAACAAUAUAUCUCUUUUAUUUAUGUUGUACAUUAUGUAAUAAACACACAAACUUUACUUUAAUUACUAACAUUCAAACAAUUAUUUCUUGAUUCUAAUAAAAUAAUAUAUAUGAUCAAGAUUUUUAUCAAUUACUAUCAAAAUUGAUAUUUUAAAUUUAUAAUUUAUAGAUAUUUGGAUCAUUUUACUUUAAACCUUAUACAGGUGUUUAACAUUUUCUUGCAGCUAAGUCAAUUCUAUUUUUAAUUUUAUGAAGAGCUGUUUUACACAAUAUCAGGUUUAACUGGGGUAAAUCUGAGGUAAAAUUAACCUAAUCACCUGGUAAAUAUUGAUAUACAAUAACAAACACAUUUUUGUUGGUUUUGCUUAAUUUUGAAGGCUGUGCAGUGACUUUUAGUUGCUUAUAUCAAGGUCAUUGAUGACUGUUGGGUAAUUGUCUCAUAUGUAAUCAUACCAAAUUUUUUUUUCUUUUGUAUCUUGGUAAAAUUCAAAUUAAUACGAUCAGUUGCAAGAAAAUAAAGAGCACUUAUAUUGGUUUUGGAGUAAACUUCUAGAUGUCUAAUUUUGGUCAGAUUGUGUUGUUGAGUUGCUGUCUCAUCGAUAAGAACUUGGACAAUCAAUCAAUUUGCAAAUUGGAUGCUGCUGCAAAAAAUUACCAUUUAUGGUAUUCUUUGUAGAUUCAUUCUUCUAAAUUGAAUGAAUUUUUUAGUCUAAAAUCCUAGAGGGGUUUGGUCAAGAGUUUUUUUAUCUUCACAAAAUCUUGCAUCUCUUUUACUGAAGUCCAUUAUUGCAAUAGCAGUUGUUAACAAUUUCCUUUACACAAAUUAGGGCUUUAUUUUCAUAAAAAAAGUGAAGAAACCAUCAUGUUAAAUCAUGUUUUCAGAUAUCUUUGUCAAAUUUUGAAUGAACUGCGCAUGUUUAAAGCUUUUCAGUUGUACAGGUAUUUUUCUAGUCAAUGUUUUUAAUCAUACAUGUGCAUGCAAGUAGAAAAUGUCUUUUACAAAAUAGUUAAAUGUUGAAUAUUUAAGUUUGACAUUAAGGAAUUAAUUUAAGUUGAAAGUUGUACUGCUGCUAAAUGGUAAACCUUUGAUCUUAAAUGAAUUUUUACAACCAAAACCAAACAUGUAUUAACCAAUUUUUCUUGCAACUAGUCAUUGUACCCAUAUUUGAAUUUUUAUCUUCAGCUGUUUAUUCAAAAUCUAUAUUGAACAGAAGAAUCAGCUGGUUUCAAAACUUGACCCUUGACCUUAGAUUUCACCAGAAAAAAUUAAGUUUCAUCAAAUGAUAUUAUUUAAAACAGCUCUUGAUAGAAUUAGAAAGGAAAUUGACCACUUUCAAGAAAAUUGGUUAACACAUUCAUGGUUUCAGUUUUUAGGUAAAGAAAUUGUAUAUUGUCAAGCAGGGACAGUAACUUAAAGAUUUAUGAUGAAAGUAUAUGAGAUCAAUUACAUAAUACUUUAUUAAUUUUCACCUGAUAUGUGUGUAAACAGCUAUGUAACUUAAUGAUAUCCAAUUUAAAAAGUUUUAAAGUAUUGUAGGUAGUCUAACUGAUUUUUAAUUUACUAAUUUUUUUUUUAUUCUCAUUAUUUUCAAAGGAGUACCAUUUAGAUAUGAAUCCUUAUGUUCCUUGUAAACAGAAUGUCCUUUAGUUAUAUUUCUCGCUGCAUUGAAGACCUGUUGGUGACCUUCUGCUGUUGUCUGUUCUAUGGUCGGGUUGUUGUCUCUUUGACACAUUCCCCAUUUUCAUUCUCAAUUUUACAUUUUAUUGUCAUGCACCAAAGUUACCAUUAACGUCAUUUGGGAAGAUUUUUUAACCAUUAUUUGUCAUGAAGGUACCCCAAUUACGACCCUCAUGUAGCCACUGAGGUCAGGUUCAAUCAGGCAAAAUCAAUCAAGUAAUACUGAUUAAUCAAAUUGAAGGCUAUCUUAUACCAAUAAUUUUAAAUAACAAGACUUAUUUUAUGUUUUAUGUUCAUAAAAGAAAUCAUUCAAAAUUUACAGAAGACCAUUUGUUGCUUCCCUUGCUGUUCCAAAGCUCAACAGAAGUGGUUAUUCUAUAAAAUAAUGUAACCAGAAUUUUGUGUGCUAGGAAACAAAUUUAUUUUUAGAAAGAAAGAAAAAAUGGAAUAUAAAGUCCAGUAAAAAAAUUGAUUUAGAAAAUAAAAAUAUAUUUUAUAAAUAAUUGAAAUAAAAAGAUCCCUGCAACAAUAUAUACAGCAUUUAAAAAAAAACAAUGUCACAGUUUUUGCUAAUGCUGUAAUUUGAUUGACCCAUAGGUAAUAUCUUACAAAUGAACUCCACAGACUUAUCUUAAUUUGUUUAUACAUGUAGUUGUCCCAUAAAUUUUAUAUAUGUAUUAUCCUUGAUCUUAUGUUUUAUACUGUUCUGAAUAAACAAUAUUAUGAAGAU
Molecule: messenger RNA, 9024 nt
Organism: Mytilus californianus (California mussel)
Lineage: Eukaryota; Metazoa; Mollusca; Bivalvia; Mytilida; Mytilidae
Product: E3 ubiquitin-protein ligase LRSAM1-like
Exons: 23
Coding region: 156-2522 (788 amino acids)
Molecular function (GO): protein binding
Source: RefSeq, a predicted model, not a curated record